GCACUCCGGAGCGCGAGGCGGCGCUAAUGCGCCACUGAGCGGCCAACCGCCGUCAAACAGGAAGAAGAAGAAGAAGAAGGUGUUUACCGGAAGUGUCGUUCUCGCUGUUGCUACCCAGCGUCCCGUGCCUGCCGCCGCUCCCCCCGGUUGGUCAGCUGACCGUCGGCCGGUCUGGUGACUGUCAAACCCCUGAAGCUCGCACCGUGACCCGUACACCAGCACCAGCAGGCCGAGGCCGGUGUCUGUGUCCCCGCUACCGGAGCUCCCGACGUUCCCCGCUGCCGCUACCUCUGCCGGAGGCCGGAUAACUGGCCUAAACAAGCCGAGCUCGUCGCCCCCAGAGUCGGACUCUCACACUCCGCUCCUCCGAUUGGUCCCACUCCGAGGCCGGCCAGCUGGUCGACUCUGUCCCGAGCCUCUGCGACCCCCAGCCGGCCCCCAGCCCCGGCAGCCCCGCUGACCGCCAUGGCUCUGCUGGACCUCGCCAUGCAGGGACUCGCCGUGUUCGGCUUCAUCCUGUUCUUCGUGCUGUGGCUCAUGCACUUCAUGUCCAUCAUCUAUGUGCGUCUCCACCUCCACAAGAAAAGGUCAGAGGUCAAACAGCCAUUCGUGCAGCUGGCAGGAGUUUCUCUGCUGAAGCCACUGAAGGGCGUCGACCCGAACCUGAUCUCCAACCUGGAGACAUUUUUUACACUGGAUUACCCCAAGUAUGAGAUCCUGCUGUGCGUUCAGGAUCAAGACGAUCCAGCUGUUGACGUCUGUAAAAAGUUGUUGGGCAAAUAUCCGAACAUAGACGCUCGAUUAUUCAUCGGGGGGAAGAAAGUUGGAAUCAACCCCAAGAUCAACAACCUGAUGCCGGGCUACGAAGGAGCCAAAUACAGCCUGGUCUGGAUCUGCGACAGCGGCAUCAGAGUGAAACCUGACACCCUGACAGAUCUGACCAAUCAGAUGACAGAGAACGUGGGAUUGGUCCACGGGUUGCCAUAUGUUGCUGAACGCCAAGGCUUCGCCGCCACACUGGAGCAGGUGUAUUUUGGGACGUCCCAUCCUCGCUCCUACAUCUCUGCUAAUGUGACAGGGAUCAAGUGUGUGACGGGGAUGUCGUGUCUGAUGAGGAAGGACGUGUUGGAUCAAGCCGGCGGGUUGGUCGCCUUCGCUCAGUACAUCGCUGAGGAUUACUUCAUGGCUAAAGCCAUCGCUGACAGGGGCUGGAAGUUCUCCAUGGCGACACAGGUGGCGCUGCAGAAUUCUGGGUCGUACUCGAUUGGCCAGUUCCAGUCGCGCAUGAUCAGGUGGACGAAGCUGCGGAUCAACAUGCUUCCUGGCACCGUGCUGGAGCCCGUCUCCGAGUGCUUCCUGGCCAGCCUCAUCAUUGGCUGGGCCGCUCAUCACGUGUUCAGGUGGGACAUGAUGGUCUUCUUCAUGUGUCACUGUCUCGCCUGGUUUAUAUCCGACUACAUCCAGCUGACUGGAGUUCAGGGCGGCCCGCUCAGCUUCUCGAAGCUGGACUUCGCGGUGGCCUGGUUCAUCAGAGAGUCGAUGGCGGUGCAGAUCUUCCUGUCGGCUCUGUGGGACCCGACUAUCAGCUGGAGGACCGGACGGUACCGGCUGCGCUGCGGCGGCACCGCCGAGGAGAUCCUCGACGUCUAGUUACCACGGCGACCGGCUGCACGCUCCUCCUCGCGACCGGCGGGGAGGAAGAGGAGGAGACGAGAGAAAGAGACUGAUGUUUAUUUGUUUUUUAUGAGAAAAACUGAAGUGUGUGCGUGAGCGCGCGCGUGUGUUUUUAACUAUUUAUGUUCCUUUUGGUGCUAAAACGGAAUGAUGCCAGAACAAGCCAAUGAGAGCGCAGCAGGGAAGGAAAGCAAAAAAGGACAAAAGAAGUGGGAGGUAGCGACGCGUCGCACUGAACUGUCCGAUCUUUGAUCGCAGCUGAUUGCUCAGUCUCUGAAAACGGAGAAAACCAAUCGACCAAUCGGGAGAGAGGAGUUAAAAUGGCCUCUUCCCGUUGGUUGAUUUUCUUCAACUUUAAUGUUUCAUGAAGUUUGUGAAGUUUUUUAUGGAAACAAAGAACAGCUGAGACAUUAACCGUGAAGCUUGAUCACAACUGAUGAAGCAGAAUUCAUAGUUCUGAGAUCUUUUACUUUGAAAACCGCUUGAGUUUCCUCUCACAGAUUCAGACUGACGGUUUUCAAAAUAAAAUAUUUCGGUUGUAUAAGUUCGGCUGUUUAAAUGUCAACAGGAAGUAUUCAGUAGCGGUUAAAUUGUUACGGCUGUUGUUUGCCUCCGUAGUUUUUGCAUUGAGAAAAGACUGUAAAUAAUUUAGCAUAAAUAGAUUUUUGGCCCGAAAAUCCAAAACUAGGAGCUAAAAGAGGCUAAAAUGUGCGUCGCGCUGCAGCUGAGCCCGACGCUUCCACCCAACAAAAACCGGCUGGAGACGUUUUCUCGUUCUGACCGGUGGGACCCGGGACUGCAGUCAGCUCCUGGAUCCACAACGGCCCCGGGUCCGAGGGCUGGACUCGACGUGAUGUUUGGGAACUAUCGGGGAGCAGUUUGCAGUCCUGAACGUCUCUGACUCUUUCAUUCAGAGUAUUAAGUGAGUCAGUAUUGGGACGAGGGACGGACAUGUGUUGUUUAUGGACGUUGACUUCCCAACUAGUUCAAGAAGACAAAGACAGAAACAAAACGUAACUAAUAUAAACGGGCGAACAUACUGAGGAGACGGGAUGUCUCACGUCUUCACAGUAAAAACAAUCUGUCCAAAGGAACUUCAGUUCCUGCAAACUAUUCGUUCAAAAAGCUCAAUUUUCUCAUAAUUCUGAGAUUCAUAUUACAAGAAAAUGCCUCAGUUGUUUUCCUUCGAGUGUUUCUGUUUGAUUGAGCGUCAGUCUAAAAAUAUUGAUUUGUGCAGCUUUGAGGUUAAAAAAUAAUAAUAAUAAUGUGAAUACGAUCAGCGAAUGAGGAAAAACUGAAUUCUGAUACAUUUUCUCAAAUGUUCGGCUGAUUUCUGUAACAAAAAAUGCGUUUUACGAAAGGGUACUGCUCGUGAUUAUCCUCUGUAUCUCACCGCGAAAUGAUCUAAUAAUAACAGAAAACGUAUUUUGUAAUUUAAAAAAGACGUCAAAAUUACAAGAUCUUUAUUUUGUAAUUACAAAAUCGGUACCUUUUUAAAUGUGAAACUCAUCUUGUGAUUACAAAAUCGUAGCUAUAAAAAAAUCUCAUCUGUCUUUUUUUCGUAGUUACAGAACCCGUAACGAGUAAAAAACCCGUCUGCGGCGUCUUUGUCUCGUGAUUUGAACAGGAGUCACGGGAUCUUUGUCUCGUAGUUACGAAAUCGGUACCUCGUUAUUAUAAAAAAAGUAAAUCUGUAUUUUGUAAUUAUAAAAAGGAACUCGGGGAAGCGUACGAGAUCCUAAGUCUUAUUAUAAAAAUGUCUUAAUUUCUUUAGCGCUUCUGUCGCACGGGACAGUGACACAAACUAACACCCCCCGCCAAAACACAGACCACGACUCCACGCUGAACUCCAGUAUUCUGACGUUUAAUGGUCGCGACAUUUCAUGUGAUUCAAACAUCAAAUAAAACACAGGACCAAAUAAAUUAAAAAAAGAAAAUUAAAGACAAAAAUCCACAUUUCUGAGCUUUGUUUGUUCGGCAGAGUCUCGACACUGUACUGUGUGUGUGUGUGUGUGUGUGUGUGUGUGUGUGUGUGUGUGUGUGUGUGUGUGUGUGUGUGUACGAUCGCAGGUGUUUUUUAAAGCCAUGUUGCUUUACUGUUAGCCCUUAGCUGUUAGCGUAGCCACAGGGGGUUUGGUUGAUGACAUCAGCUUCGAGUCGGACGAACCCCAGUCGCCGUCGUCCAAUAGGAUCAGUAGGACUCUUAUUUGUUUAUUGUUGUUUUUUUAAAUUACAAUUAUCUGCUGUAGUCUGCGAACCGACCAAUCACAGUUGAGGAUUGUGUCAACACAGGAACAAUAAAGUUUUAUCCUUUAAAAGCUGCA
Molecule: messenger RNA, 3998 nt
Organism: Siniperca chuatsi (mandarin fish)
Lineage: Eukaryota; Metazoa; Chordata; Actinopteri; Centrarchiformes; Sinipercidae
Gene: ugcg
Product: UDP-glucose ceramide glucosyltransferase
Exons: 10
Coding region: 466-1650 (394 amino acids)
Biological process (GO): glucosylceramide biosynthetic process
Cellular component (GO): membrane
Molecular function (GO): ceramide glucosyltransferase activity
Source: RefSeq, a predicted model, not a curated record